AUGGGUUCAGACCAAAACGAUGGCACUAGCUUCUCUCCUUCAGAGCCAAAGCUCUGCGUCAAAGGCUGUGGCUUCUUUGGAACUCCAUCGAACAUGAACUAUUGCUCUAAAUGCUAUCGAGACAUUAGAGCCACGGAGGAACAAGCCGAGGCGGCUAAAGCCGCCGUUGAGAAAUCGCUAAACCCUAAUAAACCCCAAAUCCAACCGCAACAGAGCCGUGUAAUCGCUCCUAAUGUCGAAUCUGGAUCGUCUUCAUCACCGAGCGGCGGCAAUUCGGGGGUAGAUCCGCCGAAAUCGACGGGGAGUACGAGAUGCUUGAGCUGUAAUAAGAAAGUUGGUGUGACGGGUUUCAGAUGCAAGUGUGGGAGUACUUUUUGUGGAGCUCAUAGGUAUCCGGAGAGUCACGACUGUGAAUUCGAUUUCAAAGCAGCGGCGAGAGACGCCAUUGCUAAGGCGAAUCCGGUGGUGAAGGCGGAUAAGGUUGAGAGGAUAUGA
Messenger RNA from Arabis nemorensis, 495 nucleotides. NCBI's taxonomy places the organism in Eukaryota, Viridiplantae, Streptophyta, Magnoliopsida, Brassicales, Brassicaceae. The record is from the annotation of a GenBank genome assembly.